UGUUUAUACCAGCCCCCUUUCCCGUACAAGGCGACUGUUUUGUGACUGUGGACACCAUGGUUUGGGAGGUGGUGACCCCGGCCGUGCUGUCCAGCGACCCCAAACAUCAGAAUGUGCGGGACUGUGAGACUCAGGGUGAACACACAGGAGUGAUGAUGGAUGCAGACGGAGACCAAUCACGUGACCUGCUGUGCUGUGAGGAACGCCUCCCCUCCUCGCCCGGCUUCCCCACCAGUGACAGUUACAUGGAAUACGACGACCUCCCAGACCUGCAGGAGGUUCAAGAGGAGGCGGAGCCAACAGCGCCAUCUGUCUACCAAGUGGACGUGUGCGUGUCGCACCAGGAGCGACACGCACACGCGCAGCCUCCCGACACACACUGGCUGACGCAGCUGGCUCACAUCGCCACGGGACCCCAGAGCCCACUGCUGCAGGAGUCUCCUCACAGCGGCACCAGCUGUAAUCUACAUUCCUACGCUCGGCCUCCUCCCCCUCUCCCCAGCGGCACCUCGUCGCCCCCCAGAGGUCACGGCAGGGAGCGUCGGCGCAGCAGGAAGAGCAGUGAAUGUGGGUCUGCAGUGUCAACCAGAUCCUCUCUGUCUGAUGACGAAGACAUGGGCUGGAGCUUCUCCUGGCCCCCCACGGCCUGGCACUGCUUUCUCAAAGGCACUCAUCUGCGUUUCCACACCGGCUCUAAUGUGGAGUGGCAGGACGUGGAGGACCUGGACUCUGCUGAGGAAGACUCUGGUGAUGAGGAGCAAUCCAGAUCUCUGAAGAGUUAUGGCUCCGAGGGUCUGCAGCUGGUGGAGCAUUCAGAGAUCGUGUUGUCUGGUCAGGCUGUCCUACAGCUGACCUUUGACCCCGGGGCAUUCGGACAUGCCCCCCUGACCGCCCGGUGCCAACUUCAUCACCCCUUCUACGUCAAAAACAGAGGCUGGUCGUCAUUUUACCCGAGCUUGACCGUGGUGCGUCAUGGGAUACCGUGCUAUGAAAUGGAGGUGGGAGGUGUGUGCCUUCCUCCAGGACACAGAGAUGCCAAACACACCGACGACUCACUGGUGUUUGACACAUUCAGGAGUUACGAUUUCACUCCUCUGGAUUCCUCUGCGGUUUACGUGUUGAGCAGUAUGGCCAGACGGCGGCGAGCCUCCCAGUCCAGCGGGGGAGCUGCUUCUCCAGACAGAGACACACUGCAAGACGCCCACAGUCCUGGUCACUCCCACUCUCCUCGUCAAAAGCCAACCAAAAGCCAGAAUGCCAGCACAGCAGGAAGUAGUAAUGCCACGCCCACCAAGUGCAAGCGGCCAAUGAACGCCUUCAUGCUGUUUGCCAAGAAGUUCAGGGUGGAGUACACACAGAUGUACCCGGGCAAGGACAACAGAGCGAUCAGCGUCCUCCUUGGUGAGCGGUGGAAGAAAAUGCGAACUGAGGAGCGGCGGGUGUUCACCGUACAGGCCAAAGCCCUCGCAGACGAACAGAAAAGACUCAACCCAGACUGCUGGAAACGCAAACGAACCAACUCUGGUUGUCAGGGAAAUUAAGGUUGCAGACAUGAAGAAGAAGGAUCUGCAUGGCCUGUAGGAGUACUCACACCACACACAACACACACACACACCACACACACCCACACACACCACACACCACA
This is a messenger RNA of Morone saxatilis (striped sea-bass), 1645 nucleotides long. Its product is annotated as HMG box-containing protein 1-like. The record is from RefSeq and is a predicted model, not a curated record. Lineage: Eukaryota; Metazoa; Chordata; Actinopteri; Moronidae. Gene Ontology annotation, cellular component: nucleus. Gene Ontology annotation, molecular function: RNA polymerase II cis-regulatory region sequence-specific DNA binding; DNA-binding transcription factor activity, RNA polymerase II-specific; protein binding. Gene Ontology annotation, biological process: regulation of transcription by RNA polymerase II. Bases 57 to 1541 code for a protein of 494 amino acids. The transcript has 13 exons.